ACUUUUGAAGUGAUUUAGUAUGAUUUAUAAGUGUUGGAGGUUCUGGAUCUUGAUAGAAAGUGAUUGAAAUCAGUAUAGUAAGAUAAAUUUGAAUAAUAAAAAAAUAGAAGCAGUUUUGAAGUAUUAGAUUAUCUUCUCAUUGUAUCUAAUGAUUUAGUAUAUGUCAUGAGAAACUGGAUAUUCUUGAAUUACUUUUGUUCAAUUACUUUAUUGUUGGUAUCGUUGCUGGUUGUUGGUAUCGUUCUGUUUUUAAUUUAUUUGUUGUGUUUAUGCUAUUUAUUGUUUUUUAUCUAUUGUGUUCCUUACGUCAUGGCUUAUUGUAAUCCAUUUGGGAUUGAUUUCUUUGUGAUUUCAUGUCAUAUUAGAUCUUUGUAACUAUUUAUGUACAUCAGUUGCCAUUUUAAAGUCCCUUACAAUGUUAACAACAGCAACCAUCUGCUGUAAAGCUCUUCCAUUGUCUGUUGUAUGAUGUCAUUGCAAUAUUCUUACUUUAUGACUAGAGAAUGUGAUCUCAUCAUACCACUGUGGUUUAUAAUACCGAAAUUUUAUUUACUGCCACAUAAAAUGCAGUGGCUAUUCUUUUGUUCUUCUCUUUUAUCUCUCGCAGGUCUACUUAAUUAACACAAUCAACAAAAGCAAAAUGACUAUUUUCUUUGACCACUGCACUUUGUUUUAUUAAGCGAUUUAUGUUGCUUGUAAACUUCUAACAUCAUACUAUGUAGGAGACAAACUCAGAUGCACUAGAUAUGAUAGUUGCUGCUGCCUUUUUUUUUCCUAUUUCAAAUUUUCUCAUUUAAGAUGAAUUAGAGAAGAAUAUGCUAUGUAUUUCAAAAUUUAAAUCAUGGAGUGUUUCAUAAGAGACAUUUAUAUCAAUGUGCAUUCUUUAGAGUGGAAAACCAAAACUCAAUAAUGUAUUUGUUCUUUUAAUUUAAUUUAUUGUUUCUGCUAUUUAUUUAUAGUAAGUUUAAUGUAUUUUGUUGGAUCAAGACUUUGUUAGCUAUUGUGUAUUUGUUCUUAUCGAUUUCAAUGUUAUGACUUUGUGAAAUAGUAUGAUAGUAUAUUUUUUGAAUUGAUUAGAAAAACCGAACAAACUGAAUCAAACCAAACCGAUUUUAAUUGGUUUGGUUUGGUUUGAUUUGGAUGGCCUCAAUAAAAAAAUCAAACCAAACCAAACCGAACUGCAGUUUAAUUGAAUGAUUGGAUCGAAUGACUUUUUUCUCAAAAACCGAACCAAAUCGCACCGCACACACUCCUGUUUAAAAUUAAAUAUUAUAUUAUAUUUAAUUUAACCGGUGUAAUUAUGGUUUAAUUUGAUCGGACCAUUCACUUAACCGGUUUGGUUUUUGCAACCUUGAUUGAUUCAGGCAUUCAGCAACUUUCGUAGCUUCGACCCAGAAGAUAAAAAAGAAAGAAGAAAAUCAACGAGAUAAUACUCAAUUUGGUCUCUGAACUUACACGCGAGUCUCAAUUUGGGACUAAAUAGAGGCAAUUGAAAUUUCAGGGACUAAAUUGAGACUCGCGUGUAAGUUCAAGGACCAAAUUGAGUAUUAUCUCGAAAAUCAACUAUAGAAGCGGACAGGGCGCCGGAACCUCUCUCUCUCCCCCCGUAAGUCGUAACCAUGGCUAUGGCUAUGCAAAGCGGGAUCGGCUUCUCUAAGAUUCUCAUCAUAGCUGGAGCUGGCUACACCAGUACCGUCCUCAUCAAGAACGGUAAACUUUCCGAUUUAAUUGGUGAGCUCCAGUUGUUGGUGAAGGGAUGGGAAAAAUCUGGCGAUCACAGUGAAGGUGAAGGUGAAUAUGCUGAUGCCAUUGCUGCGCAGGUGCGUCGAUUGGCAAAUGAAGUUCGGCAGUUAACAUCAAGCAGGCCAAUUACAGUACUCAAUGGGGGUUCUGGAGAAAGUAACUUAUCUUCACUUGUGGUUCCAGCAGCUGCAUUGGGUGUUGUGGGUUAUGGUUACAUGUGGUGGAAGGGAAUCUCAUUCUCAGAUCUUAUGUAUGUCACUAAACGUAGUAUGGAAAAAGCUGUUUCAGAUUUGACAAAAAAGCUGCAGCAUGCCUCAGAUGUCAUUGCUGAUGCUAAGAAGCAUUUGACACAGAGGAUCCAACAUUUGGAUGACAAAAUGCUCAAGCAGAAUGAAUUGGCACGGUCAAUUAAGGAUGAAGUUGCUGGGGUUCGAAGUACAAUUACUAAUUUCCAUGAUGACUUGGGAAUCUUGCAUUACACAGUGGGAUCAUUGGAUGAAAGAUUGGCUACACUAAGUGGCAUGCAGGAUGAUGCAAAUCAAGGUUUGGCGUACCUCAUCGACUUCGUACAUGGGAAAACCCGCAAACCACCUGAAUUCUUGCAGGAGCGGCUGAGGAUUUCUGCAAAAUCCCGUAGUGUUCUGACAUAUCAGGGAGCUCCAAGUCUGAUGGGACUCAAAGACAUUGCGGAAACAAUGCGUAGUGAUUUAGACAGGUCAGCCUCUGACGGUAUCUUAUCCGAUGGCAUGGAUAAGCUAGAGCAUCUGCGAAGGCCAUUGCUGAGGGCUGCUUCAACCAGGUGAUGAUGACAAAGUCUAGGUCACCUAACUUCUAAGCGGGCUUUCUUUCACUGCUUGGGUGUAAUCGAGCAGCAACUUAAGCUCACUCGCUGAUAUAUACUCCCUCUGAAUCUACAUAAUAUUGAUACUAGAUUAAGUUUUAUAUUCAAACUAGCGGAUGAAGUAAUAUAUUGUAAAUAAAGUUUUCUCUUGAAGCUCAUGUAUUGGUGCAGCCAAGAGCCUAUCGUAUUCCAGAUGUAUGUAAUUCGUGUCUUAACAUAGUAUGUUUUUCCUAGGUUGUCAUUAUGGGUCGCUUUCUUCUAAUGUAUGAGCUGGAUGAUCACCAUCUUACUAUGAUAUAUCUGGAAAUGAAUUCUUGCAAUUAAAUAGGCAAUUUUUGCAAACG
Arachis stenosperma is the source of this 2928-nucleotide messenger RNA. RefSeq lists its product as uncharacterized. NCBI's taxonomy places the organism in Eukaryota, Viridiplantae, Streptophyta, Magnoliopsida, Fabales, Fabaceae. The transcript has 13 exons. The record is from RefSeq and is a predicted model, not a curated record. Bases 1620 to 2546 code for a protein of 308 amino acids.